Molecule: messenger RNA, 2049 nt
Organism: Punica granatum (pomegranate)
Lineage: Eukaryota; Viridiplantae; Streptophyta; Magnoliopsida; Myrtales; Lythraceae
Source: RefSeq, a predicted model, not a curated record
UAACCCACAACCUCGUAUCCGCACAUCACCCCCUCCCAUAAGAAAGCCUCCCUCGAUCUCUCACUUCCUUGUCAUACCCUCCUCCUCUCCCCCUCUCUUUUCAAUCUCUCCGUUUCGUUGUCCCCAGCGCCGGAGCAUCGGGACGACAGGAAGAGAAGAGCAAGAGAAGGUCGGGCUCCUAUGGCUACGGGGCAGAAGUUGCAGGUUCUGAACGCUCUUGACACCGCGAAGACGCAAUGGUACCACUUCACCGCGAUCAUCAUCGCCGGCAUGGGCUUCUUCACGGACGCGUACGACCUGUUCUGCAUCUCCCUUGUCACGAAGCUGCUCGGCCGCAUUUACUACCACGUGGAGGGUGCCGCCAAGCCCGGGAGCCUGCCCCCGAACGUCUCUGCAGCUGUUAAUGGCGUGGCCUUCUGCGGGACCCUCUCUGGUCAGCUCUUCUUUGGGUGGCUCGGGGACAAGCUCGGGAGGAAGAAGGUCUACGGCAUGACUCUCAUGCUCAUGGUCAUUUGCUCCAUUGCUUCGGGACUGUCCUUUGGCCAUGAUGCGAAGUCGGUGAUGGCCACCCUUUGCUUCUUCAGGUUCUGGUUGGGGUUCGGGAUUGGGGGUGACUACCCGCUCUCUGCCACGAUCAUGUCCGAGUACGCCAACAAGAAGACGAGGGGCGCGUUCAUUGCGGCGGUGUUCGCGAUGCAGGGAUUCGGGAUCCUGGCUGGUGGAAUAUUCGCUAUCAUCGUGGCUUCUGCUUUUAGGGCGAAGUACGACGCUCCGUCUUAUGAGGUGGACCCUGUUGCGUCGACAGUCCCACAGGCCGACUACGUGUGGCGGAUUAUUUUGAUGGUCGGAGCUCUCCCGGCUGCACUCACGUACUACUGGCGGAUGAAAAUGCCCGAAACUGCCCGGUACACCGCCCUUGUGGCAAAGAACGCGAAGCAGGCAGCCUCAGACAUGUCCAAGGUGUUGCAGGUGGAGAUCGAACCUGAGCAACAGAAGAUCGAGCAAAUGGCUGCCGCAGAGAAGAGCGGACGUGGAUCAUUCGGGCUGCUCUCUAAGGAGUUUCUCCGCCGCCACGGGCUCCACCUGUUGGGAACCACGAGCACAUGGUUCCUGCUGGACAUUGCCUUUUACAGCCAGAACCUCUUCCAGAAGGAUAUCUUCAGCGCAGUUGGGUGGAUCCCCCCGGCAAAGACGAUGAGCGCCCUCGAGGAGGUGUUCAGAAUUGCACGGGCCCAAACCCUCAUCGCGCUCUUCAGUACUGUCCCCGGUUACUGGUUCACCGUGGCACUUAUCGACCGGAUCGGGAGGUUCGUCAUCCAGAUGAUGGGCUUUUUCUUCAUGACAGUGUUUAUGUUCGCGCUUGCAAUACCCUAUGACCACUGGAGCCACAAGGAGAACCGGAUCGGGUUCGUGGUGAUGUACUCCCUGACCUUCUUCUUUGCAAACUUCGGACCCAAUGCCACGACAUUCGUGGUCCCUGCAGAAAUCUUCCCAGCGAGGCUGAGGUCCACCUGCCACGGGAUCUCAGCGGCUUCUGGGAAGCUCGGGGCCAUUGUAGGGGCUUUCGGGUUUCUGUAUCUAGCCCAGAACAAGGACAAGGCCAAGGCAGACGCGGGGUACCCUGCAGGGAUUGGGGUGAAGAACUCACUCAUCGUUCUCGGCGUGGUCAACUUGCUAGGAAUGUUGUGUACCCUUCUAGUGCCAGAGUCGAAGGGCAAGUCCCUGGAGGAGAUGUCAGGAGAGAACGACGAGGAGAGCGGCGGGGCCGGGGAGGAGGCAGAGUACAACAAUAGCAGGACGGUUCCAGUGAGUUAAGAGGAAGAGUCCUCUCCGCAUCCAUCGUCUCGCUUAGUAAUAAUUCUUCAUCUGCUCAGACAUCGGCUGCGGGAAUGACCAACUGAUGUUUCGCGGUCUCAUUCCAGUUGAUUAAUGCUGAGCUUUUGUUUUUUCGUUCUGAUCCUUUUGUUUGUGUAGUAGUGCCUUGAGUUUUUAUCUGAGUUAUCUGCAGCUCAAGAAAUGAAGCAGGUUUUCAUUUUUGAUUUCGUUUCA